Messenger RNA from Danaus plexippus (monarch butterfly), 2243 nucleotides. It is a transcript of the gene Zw10, whose product is annotated as centromere/kinetochore protein zw10 homolog. Bases 1 to 2202 code for a protein of 733 amino acids. The transcript is spliced from 5 exons. Lineage: Eukaryota; Metazoa; Arthropoda; Insecta; Lepidoptera; Nymphalidae. The record is from RefSeq and is a predicted model, not a curated record. Gene Ontology annotation, biological process: mitotic spindle assembly checkpoint signaling; endoplasmic reticulum to Golgi vesicle-mediated transport. Gene Ontology annotation, cellular component: RZZ complex.
AUGGCGGAUUAUGAUGUGGAAAGUGUUAUAAGAAAAAUUGUCGACGCCAAAGGCAGUACAUGGAGUCCGCAUGAGAAAAUACCGCUGAUUGCCAAGGAACUCGAACAACAGAAGGCCGACUUGAGACUGUUCCUAGGAAAUUGUGAUUUCGAUAUAAAUGCUAUAUACAAUGAGAGCACGGAAUUAUGCGCUGAGAGCAAGGAUCUUAUCCAAGAAAUGGAAAAGUGUAAGAAAGAAAUUGAACAGGAAACCAUGGCAGAAAUACUCAAAUCUAUAGAAAAUCACGACCAGAUAGCAAAGCAGUUGGAGUCCAUCAACUUUGCAUGGAAUAUAGUGUCUGAUAUUGUCAAAUGUGGCAAAUAUGUGAAAAAUUUCGACGAAGGCAGAGAAGCUCAAAGUUUCUCUAAGGCGGUGGAAUCUGUUUACGACAUGCUGAAGUUUAUAGAAACUCCCGCUGAAGGGUUUGAGCAGUUGGAUCUGUACGCGAACACCAAGAACACAGCCAGGUUAAUCCUGGAUAGUCUUUUGAAUGACCUGUAUCAAGCAUGGUUCCGUAUGAUAUCCUACACCACCCAGCCGGAUACUUCGAAGACUGUCAUAACACUCAACAUAAAUAUAGACGACUCUCUCGUAUCAAUAGACGUUUUGAACGCUCUAGACAAAUGCGAAAAACUCUCCGAAAAGAUCAGCGAAUUUGCUGACUUUCUGAAGAAAGAAGUAUUCGUACCGAUACUUCAACACGAUUGUUUGGUGUGUGUUGAAUCGGAUGAAGUAGCGACAAUCACUAUUAAUUACAAACAAAACUAUACGCCGACUUAUGGUGACGUCAUAGGCAAUCUGAGGUUGCUCUUCCAUUUCUUAAAUAACAAAUUCAACGUUGAUUUCAAGCCCGAUAAGAGCAUAAUGCGAAUGUUGGGAAAUCUGAUUGCAUCCGAACUGUGCGAGAUGCUGAUCAAAGACUGCUUCAUUGACACAAUACCAAAUAAUAUAAACGACCUUCAGCGUUACACCCUUGUUACGAACGACAUAGCUGAUUUCCAAAACUUCUUGACGGUACUCAAAAUAUUCCCACCAGAAGGUCUCUCCCUGCUCAGCUACAUGGACAGAAUUGAUGUUUUGUUCGCUGACCGGUCCAGCCAACACUUCCUGGCGACCGCGAGAACUAUCAUGAUGAAGGAUUUGAGCGUGACUAUGUCCAUAGGCGUGGAGAAAAUUCCCGACGAGCCGGUGUCUUUCGAUAUCUUCGAGGACGAUCCCCACGUACUAGAAGCUUUAGAAACAUUUGAUAAAACAGUACCAAAAAGUUUAUUCUACUUCCCAAGAUGUAUGAUAUCGAAGACAGCUCAAGAAUUAUUAGAUUUAGUGUACAUGGUGAUGGAGCAGGCGGUGCAGUGCUCGGACGUGGUGUGCAAGAAAUUGUACUACACGGCCAGGUUAAUAUUUGAGUUAUAUGACGCGGUGGUGCCCUAUCACCAUGAAAACUACUUGCACACAAUACCCCAAUACGUUGCUCUGUUCCACAACAACUGUAUGUUCCUGGCUCACAACCUUCAGAUGCUCGGUGAUAAGUGGCUCUCGUUGUUGGACCGCGAGCCGCAGUACGCGGUGGGCUUCAUAGAUCUAGUGCAACGAGUACGAACUCUGGGCCACAGACACCUCGCGGCUCACAUGCAGCAGCAGAGGAAACAGAUCCUCGACAACAUACGAUCCUCGGAUCUGAACUGCAUAGUAGUGAAGGAUGUUCUGAGCGAGAACGCCGAGGCGGCUGUCCGACAAUGUCUCAGACAGCUGCAGAUACUCAAGAACGUGUGGAUAGGAGUGUUCCCGCCAAAUGUCUUCACGAGAUUAAUGGGGACGCUAGUGAACAUGUUCGUGGAGGAGCUCAUCCACCGCGUCUGCUCCGUCGAGGACAUCUCCAUGGAGAUGGCGUCUCAGCUUACUGACAUGUACACACUCGUCGUUCAGAAAUCGCCCACUCUGUUCCAGUCCCUAUCCGAUGUGGAGCAACACGUUAAAUCUUGGAUUAAACUACAAGAGCUGAUUUUCGUGCUGGGAGGGUCGUUGAAGGAUAUUGAGAAUCACUGGAAUGACGGCUGCGGUCCGCUAGCGGUGCACUUCACGAGAGAGGAGCUACGGAACCUUAUUAAGGCGCUGUUCCAAAACACGCAGUUUCGUGCCAAUUUGUUGGCAAAGAUUAAAUAGUUCUAUGUCUGUAGACAUUAAUAUAAUGUGUGUUUAGUUGU